Messenger RNA from Dichomitus squalens LYAD-421 SS1, 1410 nucleotides. RefSeq lists its product as uncharacterized. Gene Ontology annotation, cellular component: plasma membrane; SNARE complex. Gene Ontology annotation, biological process: vesicle fusion; exocytosis. Bases 75 to 1193 code for a protein of 372 amino acids. The record is from RefSeq and is a predicted model, not a curated record. NCBI's taxonomy places the organism in Eukaryota, Fungi, Basidiomycota, Agaricomycetes, Polyporales, Polyporaceae. Gene Ontology annotation, molecular function: SNAP receptor activity; syntaxin binding. The transcript is spliced from 3 exons.
CCCAUCGUCUCCCUCAUCUCUAGAGCUCUCAUUAUAUCUUCUUUCCUUCUCUCUCGUCCUCCUGAACAUUUACAAUGGCAUUUUGGCGUAAAUCAGAGAAGACUUUGAUUCCACCCGUCCAGUCGGAGGAGUCCAAGCGCAACGAGCUCCUCGGCUCGCGCGGCAACAGCACAUCUUCCCGCCCGCCCAGCAACUUCUCUCGCUCGACCUCCUCCACUUACGUUGCUAGUCGCGAUGGCGAUCCUUACAACUCCACUCCGUCUGGUACCCCUCCUCCCCAGAACAACUACGGUGGUGACCGCUACGUGCGCCAGAACGCCGUAGGCGAUCCCUACUCACGCGGUCGGGGCGACAUCAACCAGGAUCGGAACGAGCUCUUCUCAGGCUACAAACCUCCACAGCAGGGCUCUGGACGCUUCUUCAAUGACGGCCCCACCGGGGGUGCGCCACGGCGCGGGACGCCGCCUCCCGGCGAGGAGAACGAGGAGGAUGUGGAGGGGAUCAAGCAGGACAUGCGCUUCCUCAAGCAGGACAGUGUCAACUCGACACGUAAUGCUCUGCGCCUUGCGCGCGAGGCUGAGGAGACCGCCCGCAACACGGUCUCCAAGCUCGGGUCUCAGUCCGAGAAACUCGCUGACACCGAGCGGCACCUGGACGUCUCGAAGGGCUACUCGCUGCGCGCGGCGGACAAGACCGACGAGCUGAAGCAGCUCAACCGGUCGAUCUUCCGCCCGGUCAUCACGUUCAACAAGGACGCGAAGCGCGCGGCGCAGGAGGCGAAGAUCCAGGCGCGGUACGACGAGGAGCGUGCGAACCGCGAGGAGGCGAUGCGCGACAUCCGCGACACCCAGGACCGCCUCGGCCGCGCGGCCACCUACGGCGUGCGCGGCGAUGACGAGGGCAUCGCUGGCGGCAGCGGCCGCUUCCGCACCGCAACACAGCUCCAGCAGCGCAAGGAGCAGCGCAAGAGGUACCAGUUCGAGGCGGAUGAGGACGAUGAUGCGCUGGAGGACGAGCUCGACGAUAAUUUGGAUGAAAUCAUGGACGUGACCAAGAGGCUCAAGGCGUUGGGCACUGCGAUGGGAUCCGAACUGGAUACGCAGAACGAUCGCAUCACUCGUAUCACCCAGAAGACGGAUGGUCUCGACCAGCAUCUGUUCACGAACACCCAGAGGCUCAACAGGAUCAAGUAGAUUUGGGCGCUCGUGUAUACGCGCUGUUGAGCGGAUUUCACUCCUACGGUUUUGGUCUGGCUGGAUUAUCUCGGAUACUAUUUACGUGGACGAUGAGGUUGAUUUACGUAAGUACAAAGACUACGACUACCUGCGUAGCGAAGACGACUGUCAGUGUUCAGCGGAAAUGCAGUGUAGACGUUAUCCAACAAGAUGGACACUUAUUGUCAACGUUCAC